GAAAUUGUAGUUUUAUGUUGUUAUAUAAACAUUAAUUAUAAUAAUAUGAAAUAACUUUUAAAUGAGUAGAAUAUAAACAUUAUAGAUACAAUUUGAUAGUGAAUAAAGUAUUAAAUAGUAAUGGGAAGAAGAGAAGGGCAGAGCCCAGGAACCCAAGAAGAGACAUUUUAACAAUUUUCUUAUUCUCUCCCUAAAUGGUUAAUUUCUCUUUGCUGCUGUCUCUCGCCUCUCCUCUCCUCUCCUCACGUAACAGCACAGAUUUAUUGUUGCAGAAGAAGAAGAAGAAGAAGAAGAAGACGACGACGACCAUGACGAUAAACAGAUCAUUAUUUCGUUGAUUAGUUUCAGCUUUCUCCCUUAUUAUUCGAAUUCAAUUGAAUCGGCACGGUUCCAACUCGCAUGAAUACAGGCGGUUUUCUUUGAUUUAUUUCACUCUUUUUAUAUCUCUCCUUCUCCUUUGUUCCAAACCUACGAGAAAGCAAGAGUACAUAACCAUGAAGACUUCUCUGAGAAGAUUGCGAGGUGCAAUUCACAGGCAUGGUGGUGGUGAUGCUAAAAGCCGAAGGGAUCUUCGACCUCUCGCUCAAUUAGACGAGCUUGCUAAGGCCUCUCAGGAUAUGCAGGAUAUGAGGGACUGUUAUGAUAGUCUACUUUCUGCAGCCGCAGCUACUGCAAACAGUGCCUAUGAAUUCUCAGAGUCAUUGCGGGAAAUGGGUGCUUGUCUUCUUGAGAAAACUGCAUUGAAUGAUGAUGAGGAAAGUGGUAAAGUUUUACUAAUGUUGGGAAAAGCACAGUUUGAACUCCAGAAAUUUGUUGACAGCUACCGCUCUCACAUAUUCCAGACAAUCACAAGUCCCUCAGAGUCUCUUCUUAAUGAACUUCGAACAGUUGAGGAGAUGAAGCGACAAUGUGAUGAGAAAAGAGAUGUGUACGAGUACAUGGUAAUGAGACAGAGAGAAAAAGGGAGGUCAAAAGACGGGAAAGGAGAGAGCUUUUCUAUCCAGCAGUUACAAGAAGCUCAUAAUGAGUAUGAUGAAGAGGCAACUUUAUUUGUUUUUCGUCUGAAAUCUCUGAAGCAAGGACAGUCCCGAAGUCUUCUGACACAGGCAGCUCGGCACCAUGCAGCUCAGUUGUGCUUCUUCAAGAAGGCUCUUAAAUCUCUUGAAGCAAUAGAGCCGCAUGUGAAGUUCGUCACUGAACAGCAGCAUAUAGAUUACCAAUUCAGUGGACUUGAGGAUGAGGAUGGGGAUGAUGGCAAUGAAAAUGAUGAUGAUGAUGAUGAAUUAUCUGAUGUAUUUGAUGAUGGGGAACUAAGUUUUGACUAUGGGCAGAAUGACCAUGAACAAGAUGGUUUUUCUACAGCACGGAAUUCUAUGGAGUUGGAUCAAUCAGACCUUACAUUCCCAGUAAUUGCAAAAGCAGAGGCUCCGAAGGAAAUUCUAGAUAGAAGAUGCAGGAAAUCCUUUUCAUGUAAGGGGGAAAUUAGGGCAAGCAGCCAAUCAGCUCCUCUUUUUGUUGAAAGCAAAGAUGAUCCUGCUGGAAAACUUAUGCAGACACGGUCAUCAUUGACACGAAGGUUCAACACCUAUGUAUUGCCAACACCUGUUGAUACAAAGAGUUCAAAUGCUACAGUAUCCAGUAGCAUGGAGCCUAAUGCUACAAAGACAAGUUUAGGGUUAGGUGGGGUUACACACAAUUUGUGGCAUUCAUUGCCAUUGACACCAAAGAAAUAUGAACAGACACUGGGAGAUGAAAAGAUAUCAAGAUCUGGUGGGAUAAAUACACUGUCGGUGCUGAGAGAGAGUAACAAUAAUGCUGCUUCUGCUCAAUUCCCUCCUCCUUUGGCUGAUGGGCUUUUAUAUUCACAGGUUGAUCCACUUGCUGCUUCUGAUUCCAAGAAGAUCAAAAGACAAUCCUUCUCUGGUCCAUUGAGUAAUCAAUGGUCUAACAAACCUGUUUCAUUGGAACCUCCAUUGCUGUACUCUGGACCUAUUUUGAGAAGUCCGAUGCCUCAAAUGAUAUCAUCAUCUCUGAAACUAUCAUCAUCUCCAAAACUCUUAUCGUCUCCAAAAGUAUCUCCAAGUGCCUCCCCUACAUUUUUGUCCUCACCGAAAAUAAGUGAACUUCAUGAACUUCCUAGACCACCAGCCAGUUCUGUCUAUAAAUCUUCGAGGGUUUUAGGUUUGAUGGGUCAUUCAGGGCCCCUUCUGUCCAGAAGUAAAGUGAUUUCUGCUACUAGUAAAUCAGUAGUUUCAAACUCAGCCUCCCCACUGCCAAAACCUCCUCAGGCAAUUACUCGUAGCUUCUCCAUACCCUCAAGCAGUCAUAAAGUAACAGCGAUAACCGUGACCAAGCCAGUUGACUCUUGUCGGAACUCAGAGAUUGCUGAAGAUGUAGCCUCACCUCCUCUAACACCAAUUUCUUUAUCUAACCAAUCAUCAUCAACUGGCCCUGAUCCUAUUCAGGCUGUUGAAAUGAAAGGUGUGGACUAAAUUUUUUCUUUGUCAUGAUAAUUCUUUUCUAACUUAGCCAUCAAAGCUCGUGGGUUGAAUCUCUCAACAUUUCUGACAGGUGCAUGUGUAAAUAUCCUGUUUAUUUUUGUUUAUGAGUGUCUGUGUUAAUCAACUCGUUGUUCUGAUGGGGCACUCAAGGUAAAUCAAAUAGUGAUUUGUACAUGUGCUUCAUUUAUUUGGGGAGUUUUGUUUGUUAUGCAAGAAAUUAAUAGCCAGUUCCAUAUUUCCUCAUGAGAAAUGCUUUCUCUUCCAGAAGUAGGUGUAUUAGGAUUAAUUUAUCGUUAGUAUAUUUAUACAUUUAAUUCAAAAUGCAAACCCAAGUAGGAACGAGAAUUGAUAGAAUUAAGAUAAUAGUUGUGAUUUAUAAUAGUAUUCUAGUCCAUCAUUCAAUUCAUAAUUUGAUUUGUUAAGAAAAAAAUCCAUCAUCGCAGAAUUUAAUAUAAUGAGAAGAAUUGUGAGUUUAUGAUAAAUGAUGAUCUAUUCCUGCAUAUUAAGUGAUUGAAGUCAAGGAUUAGAACGAGAAUAGAAUAGGAUUUGAAUAAUACCAACUGUUGAACUGCUUCUGGUUCAAUUUGCAUUUUGUUCUAGUUAAAUUUGCAUCAUUCUUAUAUGUCAAAACUAAUAUGAAGAGUAGAAGUAAAAUUAGGUGGGAAUGAAAUUAAAUUAAAGGAGAGAUCCGUAACAUGUUGAAUUGGAACAUGUUAUAUGUCUGGUGGCCUCAGUUUCAUCCAUUAGCCCCCCUUGAAUCCUCAAAGGUGGGACUGUAGUUCCUACUUUAAUUCAUAGGUAUUGAAUCUCCAUCUACAUGUCCAAACUAAUGUAGGGGUUAGAGGUAGGAAUUACAUGGGAAUUUUUAAGAAUUGAAUCAAAAGGAAACUUACUGUUUUACUUACAAUAUAUUAGUUUGAUUUAUCUUGCGGCUCCCAAAUGCAGAUACAAGUCUGCGUCAUGUAUUAGGUGCUCGAAUGACCUGUGAGCAGCGGCCAGUGGAAAUCACAUAACCUUGUGCUCUGGUUUGGAUUUUUGGUUUGAGUUUUCAAUAGAUUUUUAAUCCUAUCUUUUCUUAACCAUCUGAUCUCGGUACAAAUGAAGAUCAUAUUUCAAAUUUGAUGUUAUCAACUGAAGUACAAGUUGUUACCAUGUUGGAUAGAACUUACCUUUUAAACUGGAUCCUAAAAUCUUAAGUUCCCAUCAAAUAAUUUUAGUUGUAGGAAAGAGAAUCAUUUCUAAAAGUUCUCUAAUGAACACCAACGGUAAUUGGUAAGAGAUGUGUGGCUGUAAUACUGUGCUGAGCAACAUUGGCAGAGAUCUAUUAGGAUUCAAGACCCUUGUUGCUUGAUAUUAGGUGCAAGUAUCCAUUAUGGUUGGUAGAAUUAGAUGUCUCUAACUCGAGAAAUAUUUAUCGUUAAAGAUACGAGGAUUGGGUCAAUAAGAGUCCAAAUUGGUUUUGGAUACUUAAUGUAUAUUUGAAAAAGAAAUAACACGACUAAUAUAAGCCCACAGGAAAUAAAGAGGAUAUAACAAAGUACGGUCUGGAAGACAUGGAUUCACAUUGCAGUGAAAAUGAAAUAUGUGUUUUGAGUAUUCACUAUUAAAAAAAUGAAAUUUAGACAUUUAAAAACCAGUUCUUUAAAAAAAAAAAAAAUUCUUUUUAACUCCUUAACUAUAUAAUUGUCUUCAUGUUAUAAUAGAUGCUACCUUUUAGUUCUAGACCAUCAAGUGUCAAACAUGCAUGUCAUGUGUUGGACACAGAUACCACGUACACCAAUAUUAUGUCGCAUCUAAUGCAAGAAUGACACUAAAAUUAGUGAGCGUAAGCAAAAUGGUCCAGAAUGGAAACCCAAUACAUAUUGAGCUCAAUUUGUUCAAUGGUUUCUGUCAACGUUUCUUCUCUGGAUUGUGGUGUUUGUAAUAUAGGCAAUAAGCCAAGGAAUUAUCGGCUUAGUGCUUUAAUUUUAGUGACCAUGCAGUUUGGUUCAAGAUCCAUGAUUUGGGCACGUACCUUGUGUAUAUCUGGGAAUUAACUUUUUCCAUCAGGAGGCAACUUAGAAGCUAAGAGCUAAGGAAUCAAUACAUGCUUUAACCGUGUCGUCUGAAGAGUAUUUCGGUCUGUUAUUAGAAGGUUCGGCCACUUCCAGAGAGGAGGUUAUCUUUCCUUCAAUCUGACUGUCUUUCCUCUCUAGGUUCAGUAUUAAUCACCUUCAGUUCCCAAACUGCCAGGUUCAUCAUUAUUUGGUAAAUCACCAUUACUUGAUAUUUCAGUCUCCUUUUAAUUGAGCAUCAGCAACCGAGUCUUUAUUCUCUCCCAAUUUUUGUAGGACUAGUCUUUACUCUCCUUGAGUGACGAGUUGUAAGAUUCGUUACUUCUGUGGAAGGACUAGUUUUUGCUUUUCUGAGAUUUACGACAUUUUUGGUCCUGACAUUCAUUUAGUACAAGCUCUAAAUUAUACUAUUGCUGUUGUUAUUACUACGUCAAAAGAGUAGACGUCUUAUCCUACGACAGAAUAGGGGAGUUAUGUAUAGAAACUAUGAGG
Carica papaya (papaya) is the source of this 5047-nucleotide messenger RNA. Its product is annotated as hydroxyproline-rich glycoprotein family protein. The record is from RefSeq and is a predicted model, not a curated record. Lineage: Eukaryota; Viridiplantae; Streptophyta; Magnoliopsida; Brassicales; Caricaceae.